Phaedon cochleariae (mustard beetle) is the source of this 2033-nucleotide messenger RNA. NCBI's taxonomy places the organism in Eukaryota, Metazoa, Arthropoda, Insecta, Coleoptera, Chrysomelidae. The record is from the annotation of a GenBank genome assembly.
AUGUUUUUGAUGCUACAAGCAUAUGACUUCAAGAAAGAAAUAUUGGAUAACAGCAAUGGUAACGACGAAAAUAUCGCAGAAAAUAACAACUUUUACACUUCAACUCCGCAUAAAGCUCCCAAUGGUAACGUAUCUGACAUAUCGCUGAAUGUGAGCAAUGGAAACUACUCCAUGCCGAGAGAUGAAGACAGCCCUUCUAAAGCUCUGGCUAAAGAACAACUAAUGAAUAGCAUAAAUGCUAACAACAAUGCUAAUGGGGCAGACUGGUUCAGAGAUGAAGUUGGUAAAGAAGAACCGAAAGAGUGCCAGAUCCUUCUAUCGCUCAUCGCUCCUCUCGCUCGUGCUCACGGAUCUCUGGUCACAGAUCUAGAACAGAGAUUACACGGUUGGGAUGGAAGCGCCUUCAAACAGAACAACCGCUUCGAGAAGCUGUACCGCGACUUCGAGACGCAAAAGGUGUGCUACCUACCGUUGACCACCUUCGUUCUCAAGCCUCUGCACCGCCUCCUACAAUAUCAGUAUCUGCUGCAACGACUGCUGAAGCACUACGGGCCGAAUCAUCCUGACAGCGAAACUUUGGAGCAGUCGGAGAACUUGGCAACGUUGUGCGAGUUGCAGAGGGACAUUGUCGGUUUCGACGGUCUGAUACAGCCGGGCAGGCAGUUCAUAAGGCACGGGUGUCUCCUGAAACAUUCCAGGAAGGGGUAUCAGCAAAGAAUGUUUUUCUUGUUCACCGACAUUCUUCUGUACACCUCCCGUUCGCAAUCGACGCUGCAAUUCAAAGUGCACGGCCAUAUGCCUUUGCGGGGCGUCAUGAUCGAGGAACCCGACGGCGAUCUGAUGUUCAACGGCCUGAUAAUUUACGGGGGCAACAGGUCCUUGACGGUGGCGGCGAAUUCGGCCGAGGAGAAGGACAAAUGGAAGACGGACCUGCAGAAUGCCAUACAAGUGGCAAAGAACAAGCUGGAUACGAAGAUCACCUAUUUGAGCCUCAAAAGUUGCAGUUCGUCAGAUGAACACGUUGACCAAUGUGGCAAUAAUGAUGUUGGCACCCAAACCAGGUCACAGGCUCAAAGAAGCAACACUACAGUACACGUUUGCUGGCAUAGAAGUACAAGUAUUAGCAUGAAGGAUGAACUGAUGGCUGUUGAGAACCAACUUUCUGGAUAUCUUUUGAGAAAAUUCAAAAGCAGCAAUGGUUGGCAGAAACUGUGGGUGGUUUUCACGUCUUUCUGCUUGUUCUUCUACAAAGGUUGUCUCGACGAAUUUCCUCUAGCUUCAUUACCGUUGUUGGGUUAUUCUGUCGGGCCACCAUUGCCCGAGGAUCAGAUAGCUAAAGAUUUCGUUUUCAAGUUGCAGUACAAGAAUCAUGUUUACUUUUUCCGUGCCGAGUCCGAAUAUACUUACAAUCGGUGGUUGGAGGUUAUUGGUAGCGCCACACAGUGUAGAACUAUGAAGAAACCAAAUUCAAUCAAUGACAACUUGAUUGAAGCGAUGAAAGAUAAAUGAAUAUUCAUUUUUUCUGUGGCGGGAAAGAAGUUUGGCAUUUCAUCUGUUGACAGGUUUAUAAAAUGCCACUUUCCAUAAAUUACUUUUUUCCCGUGGGAAAGAAGUGAGUACUAUUUUACCGGAUAUAUAUAACAUAUAUAUAUACAUUAUUGAUGGCUUUUGUUGUGCUAUAGUUCCGAAAAAUGAGUCAAUAAUACCGUCUCCGAGAAAGAACUGCAAGUCCAUUCGACUUCGCGGUUACGUAUAUUACUAAACAACCACUAAAUUCGCAAUUUUUUGAAAUCAAAUCACAGAAUUAGACUGACAGAAGUGACAUUAGAUAUUUGAUUACUUCAGAAGAAUGAUGAAGAUGCCUACAACGCAGGUGUCCCUACUGUUAAAAAAUUUCAUGUCGAUAAUUUUCAGAUUUCAAAAUAAUGUAAUAUCUUCCCAAUAUAUUGAUUCGUCCUUUCUCCUGUCACAGAAAAAAAUAGUGUAUUAUACACGGGAAAAAUAUAAGAUUUUAGCUCACGGUUUUUUGUCUC